AUGUAUUCACUCAUAUUCGCCUUUCUCGGCUUGCAGUCAUGCGUGGCUGCGUCGCCCAUCGCGUCUUUGGGCUUGCUUCGAAAGUCGGUGACGGAACUCGACCAGGCGGCGUUUGAAGAGGCGCAGCAGCCGGAUAACACAGCGACAAGGGCUUUCUCAGGAACGCAGAUUCGGACCUCUGAUGGGCGAUGCUUGUUCGUUGACGAGCUGUCUGGAGAUUUCCGGGCAAAUCUCACUCCGAUACAAGUAGCUGAAUGUGAUAGCACAGACGGUCAAGGAUGGGAUGUUAUUACCGCAGGGAAGCAUAACAAUGCUGAGAAUUCGAUGCUCAUUGUUAGCACUUUGACAAAUGCAUGUUUCAACUUCGAUCCGCGACGUGCGAGUGGCAACCAAGUCAUUCUUUUUAGCUGCGGUGGACGGGCAGAUGGUGGCGGCGAAGUCACAGACUCCCAGCUCUUCCCUUUCAGCGCCAGUAGUAGUGGUCCUCUCACGUUUUCACCCCAGAAUGACCUACAGUCGUGCUUCACCGUUAAGGGUAACGUCAUCGAUGUUGCCCCCUGUGCCGCUGGAAGUUCCGACCAACUAUUUACAUUUGGCAAUGCACCAGCAGCUAUUAGUAGCGCAUCGAGCGGAACAGAUGUCUCGUCUACGCCAACUAACCCUCCUCAAGCGACUGCUACAUCUACCGCCACCGCUACUACAGUACAGAAUCCGAGUCAGGGGUCGACAACAUCUGUCUCGGAAGCUACCGGAGCAAUUCCCAAUCCUACCGACGCUGUCCCCGUAUCUCGUGCCGGUGGCGUGUUACAACCCACAGCAGUAGCCGAGUCUCAUCAGCGGGACGACACAGCGACGCGUGCUUUCACCUCCGUCAGCAUAAAGGCACCAAACGGCCAGUGCCUCUUCAUCGACCCAACUGCUGGUGACUUUCGAGAGAACCUCAUCCCGGUCUCGUUAGUGCAGUGUGGCGGGACGCCCAAUGAAAAGUUCGACAUCAUUACGGCUGGGAAACAUAACAACGCUCAAGAUUCGGCUUUGAUAGUGAGCAGCUUGACGAACGGUUGUAUUAGCUUCGAUGGACGACGCCCGGCUGGCGACACGGUAACGAUUUUCUCGUGCGGAGGGCGAGCAGCUGGAGAGGGCGAGACGAACAAUGGCCAGUUGGUACCAUUUACGGGGGAGACAAAUUUUGUCUUCGCGCCAGAGAGCGAACGAAAUGCAACAUGCAUCGUGCCGGGCAACGGUAGGCUUGAUUCUGCUCCUUGUGCCGGAGAUAGCUCUCAGGUCUUUACUAUUCUAGCGUAG
This is a messenger RNA of Daldinia childiae, 1305 nucleotides long. RefSeq lists its product as uncharacterized. The record is from RefSeq and is a predicted model, not a curated record. Lineage: Eukaryota; Fungi; Ascomycota; Sordariomycetes; Xylariales; Hypoxylaceae. The transcript has 5 exons. Bases 1 to 1305 code for a protein of 434 amino acids.